GGAAGAAUAGACUGCGCCGUUGUGAAUUGAUAUGCCAGAAAGACAUUUGUUGGUGCUUAAACGGUUCUAAUAAAUAUUUGCGAAACUUUUUCCAACUUUUUGUGUAUACUUUUGUCGCCCAUCUAUAAUAUUCAAACCCUGAAAAGUCCUUGAGUGCUGCGCUAAUUUCAAUGGCAAACAACAAUAGACUUUCGCUGAAGUCUAUUAACAAGCGGAACCAGGAGGCGAUGUCGCAUUCACAAAUGAAUGCAUGGAUAAAUGUGGAAACGCUAAACAAUGGUAAUGGUCUACUCUUAUCACCGCCACACAACAAUUCGGCAAACAAUCACCAUCAACAACAACAGCAACAACAACGUAGUGCCAUGGUUGGAGUAGGCGCCGGUGCAGCAGCAGGUGGUGGUGGUGGUGUCAGCAGUGCUGGUGGCCCUACAAGCGGUAGCGGCAGUAUUGCAACUGGCGGCGGUGAACAUAAUAUACAAAUAACACAACCUAUCAGCGCACCCUCGUCGCCACUUGCAUCGCCGGGUGCUAUUAGUAGUUCGGCGCUCUUCUGCUUGCCGUCAAGUUCGUCGGGUGGUACAGCUGGCGGUAGCACCAGUAGCAGCGGCGGUGGUAGUGGCAGUGGUUCGUAUGUAUGUAAUGCUGGAGCAGCUAACCAGUCAAACAAUUCAACUGCGAAUGCGGUCGAUACGGCUGAUCCGAACUGGCAGGCCACAAAAGCGACGGUGCUCGAACGGAAUGCUGCUAUGUUCAACAAUGAGCUAAUGUCGGAUGUAAAAUUUGUUGUUGGAGGGGAAUUUGCAGAUUGCGUACAAACUAUACCGGCGCACAAGUAUAUCCUUGCUACGGGCAGUUCGGUGUUCUACGCUAUGUUUUAUGGUGGGUUGGCCGAAAACAAACAGGAAAUUAAAGUGCCUGAUGUGGAGCCAUCUGCGUUUUUAACGCUGUUAAGAUACCUAUAUUGUGAUGAGAUUCAAUUGGAACCUGAUAACAUUUUGGCUACGUUAUAUGCGGCCAAAAAAUAUAUUGUGCCACAUUUAGCACGCGCAUGCGUCAAUUAUUUAGAAGUCAAAUUGACGGCAAAAAACGCCUGUCUACUUCUCAGUCAAUCGCGUCUAUUCGAAGAGCCCGAGUUGAUGCAGCGAUGCUGGGAAGUAAUCGAUGCACAAGCCGAAAUGGCAAUUAAAUCGGAAGACUUUGUCGACAUCGACCUAAAAACGUUCGAAUCGAUAUUGUCGCGUGAGACGCUAAACUGCAAGGAGAUCCAUCUCUUUGAGGCAGCGCUCAAUUGGGCUCUGAAUGCUUGUCAGAAAAUGGGCAUUGAUGUCACACCACAGAAUAAACGAAACAUGUUGGGACAAGCAUUGCAUUUAAUACGCAUACCAACCAUGACUUUGGAGGAGUUUGCAAAUGGCGUCGCCCAAACGGGUAUACUCACAUCACAAGAGACUAUUGAUAUAUUUUUGCAUUUUACCGCACAAUCUAAACCGCAUUUAAGUUUCCCUACACGUGCACGUGCCGGUCUGAAAACACAAGUUUGUCACCGUUUUCAGUCAUGCGCUUAUCGCUCGAACCAAUGGCGUUAUCGCGGGCGUUGUGAUUCAAUACAGUUUUCAGUGGAUCGCAGAAUUUUUAUUGUUGGUUUCGGUUUGUAUGGUUCCUCAACCGGUGCUGCUAAUUAUAAUGUAAAAAUCGAAUUAAAACGCCUUGGACGCACCCUCGCCGAAAAUGACACGAAAUUCUUCUCUGAUGGCUCAAGCAACACAUUCCAUGUGUUCUUUGAGAAUCCCAUACAGAUUGAACCAGAGUGCUACUACACCGCCUCCGUGAUACUUGAUGGCAAUGAGUUGAGCUUUUUCGGUCAGGAGGGCAUGUCCGAAGUGUGCAUGGGCAAUGUAACAUUCCAGUUCCAAUGCUCAUCGGAGAGCACAAACGGCACUGGAGUGCAGGGUGGUCAAAUACCUGAACUGAUAUUCUAUGGGCCGACAAUUGUUACUGGUUUAAAUUCACCUACUAAUUCGCUGUGUGCUACACCAAUUGGUGCUGGCAGUAGCGGCAGUGGUGGCGUAUCGAAUGGCGGCGGUUUACACGUAAAUUGUGAUGACUUAUUGGGUAGUGGCAGCAGCGAAGUUGGUGGCAGCGGCAGUGGUGCACUGAGCGCAUGAGAAAUAGUGGAGUAUUGCAAGGACGAUGAAUUGGAACUCUUAUGAGAAGCUUGAGGAGAACAAAUAAUUGCAACCUAUGGUUUUUCAAUGUGAAAUUUAGUGUUAAAACUGAAAUGGAUUAAUAUGUAGUUCUUAGAAAGAAGUCAGCGAAUGGACAACCAAAUAAAUAAAUACAGGCAAUAUUUACAAAUAUGUACAUUAAACAAAUCAAAGCAUGUAUAAACACUUACUUUACGUUUAAGUUAAAAUCAAAUGAAUGACGUAAGCUGAUUAACAUUCAGACAACAUAAUUGAAUGAAAUUCGGAAUGAGGAGUAAAAACACAAAAAGGCAAUCAAAUUUGGUAAAACAGAUUCUAAAGGCAUAUUAAAAAACACUAAAACACACUUACAAAGACUUGUAGAAUGUAGUAUUUUGGAUUGAAAUUAAUACAAUAACCUGCGGAACAUAGUAAACGAACAAGCAAUUGCAAAUUACAUACCUACUUACAUAUGUACAUUCAUACAUUUGACA
Rhagoletis zephyria (snowberry fruit fly) is the source of this 2677-nucleotide messenger RNA. Its product is annotated as BTB/POZ domain-containing protein 6-B-like. NCBI's taxonomy places the organism in Eukaryota, Metazoa, Arthropoda, Insecta, Diptera, Tephritidae. Gene Ontology annotation, biological process: neurogenesis. Gene Ontology annotation, cellular component: cytosol. Gene Ontology annotation, molecular function: protein binding. The record is from RefSeq and is a predicted model, not a curated record.